Molecule: messenger RNA, 2652 nt
Organism: Trematosphaeria pertusa
Lineage: Eukaryota; Fungi; Ascomycota; Dothideomycetes; Pleosporales; Trematosphaeriaceae
Exons: 1
Coding region: 103-2487 (794 amino acids)
Source: RefSeq, a predicted model, not a curated record
UUCGAGACCUCAACCUCGAAUGUCAGUUAACACCCACCCCUCUCAAACGUGCCUUCCAUCCUCGAGGUCACAGCUAGCAAUCACAACUGCCUCGUCGACAAGAUGGCGCCAAUUUCGUUCCUCGUUGACAAAUACCGCCGAUAUAAGAAAGAUACAGACGAGUUUGUGCAAUGGCUCGCCGAAACCGCCACCAAAGCUGCUUCCGUCGAUCACCUCUUCGUCGACGCGUCACCCGAAGGCGUAAACACUGCUCCCGGUCGGCUCAAGGGAAAGGCUAGGAUCCAAGCUAAGCAACAGAGCAAGCAGCAGAAUUCUGCCUCUUUUCGAGUACCGCUGAAGUCUUUCCAAGAAUUGGCCGACUCGAUCGUCUCUGCCAAGGUCGCUGUGCCCGCCAAUAUCUUCAUCAUUCUCCGCGACUGUAUUUCGGCCAGGAAGGAAUGCGCGGCUUUCUAUGGGGCCCACAGCGACAAGCAGGACCAGAAGAUGCAGCAGGAUAACGAGGCCCACCAAUAUUUCAUCAGCGUCCUAGAAGGCCUCCGCCAGACCCUGCAGCCAAUGCGCGUCAAGCAGCAACAGCAGAAGAACAGGACCACACACUCAACCGAAACGGACGGCAAGGCCGAGGAGAGCUUCUCUAACAUGUUCGAACAUCUUGAAUUAGAAGAAGCAGACGACAAUAAUCCUAGCUGCUUCCCGGCCCCAACCGCAACCGACAUUGGGAAGCGCCCUUCCAAGAUCUACCGAAUGGAGCCAUCAGAUGAGGAUAUCUCUUUCGCAAUCUAUUGCUUUCUCAAGGACUGCACCGAUGUCCGACAAUUUGUCGACCGUACCUGGCGCGAAUACAAAGAGCGACGCAUUCCUUUGACGGUGGCUGCGACAACAAUGAACUCAGCUAUAGAGAUCUUCCGACGAUUAAAUGAGACAUUUCUCGAAGACUAUCCCAACUUUGACGAUCAUGAGAAGAUUGUUGCUUUCCUAUGCCGCGACAAAUUGAGGGCUAUGAAGCAAGACUCGGGCAAUGCAAGGAGAGACAGGCUUGGAGAACACGAUAUCGUUGACGAUGGAAUGUCGCUUUUGAGAAUGACGUGCGCUUCUACCAUGAUCAUCCUUUUCAAACGUGUCCUGCUGCGGCCCUUGCGUCCGGGCGAAUCUCUUGUCUAUAACAAAGAUAGACGAACCGCAAUAGGCGAGGCACCAAUGAUCCUCCGGGUCUUCACUUUCAUGCUAGACAUGAUCUACGACAAAAGAUGGAGGACAGACUAUGUUUGGAGGCUCGAUCUACUUCUUGCAGCCCUCGAAGCAGCAAGAGAGUCCGGCAAGGCUCUUACCUGGGCCGUUUUUGCUGUGCAAACCUUCCUUGAUAUGCACGCCCAGCUUGGACGAGUAGCGGAAACCGCCUUCGAUGAGCUGCAUAAGACUGGAGCCUGGAUCAAGACAUCCCUCGAACACAACUACAAGGUGGGGAAGGCAGGUAAGUGGAACUUCCAUGAACCUGGCCAUACUGCCAUCCUAGACCUCAUACACAGAACGACCGAGGAGGAUUAUAUGACCAGUGGUCUCCAAGCGCCCGAGUUCUUCCGAGAGGCCCUUACCGCUUGGGGAUCACAUUUCAUGUUUAGGCACCAUCCGAUGAUAUGUGGCCUGAUCCUGCAGGACCUCAUCAUGUUGCUCCAUGACCGCGGCAUAGAGCACGACUCCCACCACGGCUCCGUCCUUGGUACCAUCCACCUCUACAACGCUGCUUUGCAGCUCGGCUUCUUACCGCCUUCAGCCACGUGGGCUGACCUGGAAUACGUCAUAGCGAAGAUAGGCGAGCGCGCUCUCUUUGUUGGUGAGCGACCUCGUACGUUAAGGGAUUGUUAUAUUCGCUUAGCACUCGUGAUGGGUAUUAGCAUCAGCAACUUCACCGGCGCACAUACCCACAAGAAGGGGGGGUUGAAAUACGCCAAGAAGGGGCGGAAUCUCGAAUACUUUUCCCAAUGUGUGAAACUAAUUCGCGGCUCGAAUCUCAAAGCGGACCAGACGGGGAUGAUUAAGGAAGUGAGCCGAGCGCUCGGCGAACCUGUCGCUAUGUUCGAGACACUAGUAGCGGCACACCUCGAUGCCCAAGCCGGAAACAAUACCGCUAGGAAGAGCCGUCCUACUCUGACGCCUCUACAGACCUUGUCGGUCUUCAAAGAUGCCAUGGAAGCAGACGCCCAGGUGCUAUGGUUCGACAUGGUUAGCCUAGUGGAUCGAUGCACUGAGUUUCUCCGAAGCAUUCAACCGGUCAUCUUGGGCCACGUCAGGGAAUCUAAACUCAUGUCUGCGUGCCUGGUGUGUCUGGAUCCUCGUCUAACACCGGACGUCAUCAAAGCAACAUCCGCCCCGGUUUGGGUCCAUAUGGCGAGGCUCAUCCAGAAGGAAGGAAACGCUGAAUUGCUUAAGGCACAAGAGCGCAUUGAUCUGUCUCAUGUACUAUACACGGGACGCAAAGAGACGGACUAGGAAGCAGUUCAGCGCUUGUCGGUAAGAGACCAUCGCGCUUAAAUGGAAAGUUCCUGGCCUCAGGAUAGUCACAGUUAGUGGCAUGGUAAUAUCUGCGUCUUGCUAGUAGACCCUAGCCUAGUCACCACGAUGAUGGGUCCUUUGUCCUAUUGAUCUACCAAUACC